Prionailurus viverrinus (fishing cat) is the source of this 9444-nucleotide messenger RNA. RefSeq names its product family with sequence similarity 184 member B (gene FAM184B). Bases 6190 to 9405 code for a protein of 1071 amino acids. The record is from RefSeq and is a predicted model, not a curated record. Lineage: Eukaryota; Metazoa; Chordata; Mammalia; Carnivora; Felidae. The transcript has 21 exons.
UGACAGCUCAGAGCCUGAAGCCUGCUUCAGACUCUGUGUCUCCCUCUCUGUCUGCUUCUCUCCUCCUCACACUGUCUCUCUCUCAAAAUAAUAAAUACAUUUUUUUAAAAAAGGAAGGAAAUCCUGCAGUUUGCUACACCAUGGGUCAGCCUGGAGGAUAGUCUAAGUGAAAUAAGCCAGACACAGAAAGGCAAAUACUGUAUAAUCCUACUUAUAUGUGGAAUCUAAAAUAGUUGAACUCAUAGUAACAGAGUAGAAUGGAAGUUAUCAGUGGCUUGUGGGAUGGAGGAGAUUGGGGGAUGUUGGACAGAAUACAAAACCUUGAGUUAUAAAUGUUGGAGACCUAAUGUAUAGUAUAGCGACUGUUGUUUAUGUAUACUUGAAAUUUGCUGAGAGUAGAUCUCAAGUGUAGAUCUCAAGUGUUCUUACAACACACAAGAAAAUGGUAACUGUGGGCUACAGAUGUUAAUUAGCUUGUUUGUGGUAAUCACUUCACGGUAUAUGCAUAUAUCAAAACAUCACGUUGUACAUGGUAAGUAUAUACAACUUGUCAAUCAUACCUCAAUAAAGCUGGUAAAAAAAGAUGCUGUGUUAAACAUCAUAGUAUCACUGCCUUAAAGCUUACCGUUUCUUGACUUUGUGGGAAAAAUGAACAAGUAAUAGCAACUAUGGGAAUUUCUUCCUAUCCUUGGUAAACUUAGUUCAGUUGAAGAGGAAAUAACAAAACUAAAGACUUUGUAAGGUAAGGCUAUUUAGUUCUGAAAUCAUGGUAAAAAUCAUUCUUCAAAGGCAAAUUAUACAUGGGAGCAUACAGAAUAGGUUAAUUCAGUUUUGAUGCUGGAAAAUUAUGCACAUGGAAUGUAAAGGAGUAACAGUGGUAGAUUCACUCUAGAAUUUAUAUAUGCCCCCAAAGAGACUUUCUUAUUUCUGCUAAAAAAAGUGGAGUGGGCCAUUUACAGAGUGCUUUGAGUAACACAAUAAAUGAUGUAUAGCCAAUUAAUAAUCUUGCAGAUGGAAUCUAGUUGAAAUGAAAAUAGUAAAAAUGUAGGAGGACAGGAGAAUUAAAAGCCAACAGCUUCUCCUGUCUCUAUUAAUAAACUAAAGACUUAGAGUAUGUUUUGAGUUUUCUUUUGGUUUUCACAUUGAACUGGGUAAUAAUAUAAACUAAAAGUAUUUGCAUUCAUUUUUCUUCUUGAAGUUAUAAGCAGUUCCUUUAUAUUGCUUUAGUAGCAUCAUCUGUUGAUCCUGCUUUAAAAAAAAAAAAUUGUUUCGUUUGACUUUGUGCAACAUACUACCAAAUCACCCGAAUAUAAUUUGGGAAUUUUUGUCUCCCUAGAAUAAAUAUAGAACAUGCUUGUAUAGUUACUUAUAGCAGACCUUUGUCAUUCUCUCAUUUCCUUUCAAAAAACUUACUAAGCUAUAUGUGUCAGACAUUUUGUGCAACAGAGUUAAAUAAUAUGCAGAAGCCAGAGAAAUGUCCUUUAGAGGAAUACUAUUGACAUGAAGCAAUACCCUCUGACCUUACUAGCACAACUCAAUGUGUUUUUGAAAGUAGAGAUGUUUACUAACUCAUUUUGGAAAUCACUCCUAUAGAAUGGGCAUAAGUGGAAUAUUAAUAUUUUGCUUUCUGCUUUUUUCAUUUAGAGUUAAUGCCUUUAGUAUAUUCAUGUGGCUAUGUAUACUUCUAGUGUCCUUUCACCACAUUUUGUUUAUCCACUCCCAAUGAUGGAAACCUAGAAGCUUCAGAAUAUAUGUUGGUCUUACGGAGAAUAUCUUUACUAUAUAUACAUAAGAGUAGAAUUGCUGGAUCAUGAGAUGUGCAAAUAGUUUGACUAAAUACUGCUGCCAAAUUGCUCGAGAAAAAUUACCCCAGACUGUAAUAUCACCAGCAGUACUGGUUCCUACAGGGGCUAUUCCUUUACUUUCCUCACUAACAGUUGGCAUUGUCUCCAGCUUAUAAUUUUUGCCAAAUAGAGUAAAGUGAUAACUCUAUUCAUCAUAUGGCUAAUGGCCUGUUGAUUUUCUCUUCUGUAAAUUGAAUAUUUUUGUUUUAGCCAUUUCUUUAUGGAGGUUGCUACCUUUUUGUUGUGGAUUUGUAGUUCACUUAGUUCUUGAUAUCUUUAGUUCAAUACAGAAAUAAUUUUGAUGUGAUACUGAAUUCAUCAUUUUUUGGUCUUGUGCUUUAUGUUUUUUUAUUUAAAAGUCUCCCUGUCCCCAAGUCACAAUACUUUAUAUUCAGGUAUUAUAUUCUAUUAACUAUAUAGUUUUACCAUUCUCAUUUGGGCCUUUCAUCCAACAUGAGUCCUCCUUUGUAUGUGGCAUUAUGUAGGUAUACAUUUGAUUUUUCUUCAUGUAAUGGGCCAGCUUUACCAAUAUUGUGUACUAAAUGUAUCAUUCCCCAUUGAUUUAUAUGCUAACUUUAUUUUGUACUGCAUUCUAAAACUUUAUAUGGCUGUGCUUCUCAAUUUUGUCUGUUACAUUGGACUAUUUGUCCAAUACACUAACUCCACCCUAUUUUAAACUCUGUAACUUUCAUAGUAUGUGUUAAUAUCUUGUAGGCCAAGAGCCCCUCUACUCUUCUGUUUAAAUAGUUGGUUUGGCAAGAUGUGGAAUUUUACUCUUUCCGUAUUAGGAUUGUAUAAAUCAAUUUGGAAAAAGUUUUUAUAAUAUUCAUCUGUUCCAUCCAAGAUUUUUAAAUCCUCUUCUGUCCUUUAUUAGAAUUCUACAUUCUUCAUAGAGGUCUUAUAUAUAUCAUUAAGUAGUUCCUAGAUCCUUGGUAGGUUUGGUGUUGUUGGGUUUUUUUCUCAUUAUGAAAGAUAGAUACUUUUACUUUUUUUUGUUUUUUUGUUUUUUUUAGUUAGUAUUGCGUGUGUAGAAGGUAAAAGUGGGUUUAAAUCCAGACUGUCAUUUAGUAGAGGUUUGACCAUGGGACAUUUGCAGUUCCUAGAAUAGUACCUGAUAAAUAGUAAGCACUAUAUAAAUAAUGAAUAUCCAUAGAUUAAUCUCAGAUCCAGAAACCUUGUUGAGCCCUUUUAUUAGCUCUAAUCAUUUAUAUGUUAGGGUUUUUUUUUUUUAAUUACAUGACCAUAUCAUUUGUAAAUUGUUACAUCUCUUUUCUUCCAUUUCUUACACUUGUCAUUAUUUUUUUCUAACAUCGAUUAAGACUUCUGGUACUAUAUCAGCCAGUAUCAGUCAUCAUGGCCAUCCUUAUCUGAUUUCAUUUUUAGAGGGAAUAUAUCUAAAGUUUCUCAUUUAGGUUAUAUUUGCUAAAAAUUUUUGGUAGGUAACUUAGGUACGAAGUUGAGAAAGUAGCUUUUCUCCCUGGUUUGGUUAAAAGUAUUUUGUUACGUUUUUGAAGGAACUAAGAAAGGUUAAAUAUCCACAGUUGACAAAAUUAUCAGUCUUUUUGGUUUUUUGCUUCAUUUUAUUGUCAUAGUGACAUAUAUUUGUACAUUUUCUGAAGUUGAGGUAUUCCUCCUUUCCCUGGGAUAAGCUCUACAUGAUAGCAUAUUCUUUUUUUUUUUUUUUCUUUAAUCUACUGUUAGAUUUUGUUAGGUAAUAUUUGGAAUUUAUGCAAGUGAAAUGAGACUGUAUUUUUUUAUUUGGCUCAUCUCUAGAUUUAGAGUUGAUAUUUUAUUAAAAUCUUCCUAAAAGGAGUUUGUCAGUUUAUAUGUUUUUUUCCUUUUUUUUUUUUUUUUAAACAAUUCAUAUUAAACAGGUAUUAAUUUCCUUGGAAGUUUAGUGGAACUCACUUUACAAAACCAUAUGGGCCCGCUGCUUUUAAAAGGAGGUUGGGGCCUUUUGUUUUGUUUUGUUUUGUUUUUUAACAUUUAGUUAUCUGUUCUAUUCAAGUUAUCUAUUUCUUCCUAUAUGAAUUUUAGUAUUUUCUUCCAGAAUUCAGCCAUUUCAUCUAGAUUUUCACAUUUAGUAUGUAUUUGUCAUUUUUUAAAUUUUUAAAUCUUUUAUUUUUAAGUCUCUUGAUAAGUUUCACUGGUUUCAUUUUUCUUACUCAUAUUUUCAAAAAACCGUCUUUUAGUUUUAUCAGUCUUCUCUAUUCUCAUAUGCUGUUUCAUUUCUGACUUUAUUUCCUUCUUGCUUAUUUUGCUCUUGCUCUUUUCCAUUAUUUUGAAUUGAAUGCUUAACUUGUAGGUGUUUAAACUUCCUCUUUUCUCAUCAGUGUAUUCAAAGCUAUAUAUAUAUAUAUUUUUUUUUAAGGGAGAGAGAGAGAACAGAAGUAGGUGAGGGGCAGAGGAAGAGAGAACCUCAAGCAGGCUCCACACCCAGUGCAGAGCCUGAUGUGGGGCUCUAUCUCACAACUGUGAGUUCAUGACCUGAGCUGAAAUCAAGAGUCAGUCAGUUGCUUAUCCUACUGAGCCACCCAAGGUGCCCCUAAAGCUAUAACUUUCUUUUGGGUACUGGUUUGGCCAUGUCCCACAAUUUUGCCUUGUGUGGUUUAUAUCAGUCAGUUUUAAUAUUUAACAUCUUUUGUAAUUUCCAUUUUAACCCAUGAGGUAUUUAGCUUCCUAACAUAGGAUUCCUUUUAACUAACCUUUAAUAUCUACUUUACUGCAUUUUGGUCAGAGAAUUUAGUCUGAAUGAAAUUGACCCUUUGGAAUCUAGUUACACUUUUAAACCUAACACAUGAUCUAUUUUCAUGUGUGUGUAUGUGCACUCUCAAGUAUCUAUUCUGUUUGGUAUAAAGUUCUGAAUAUUUAUAUAAUAAUAAAGUAUAUUAAUAUUUUGACUUUUUCAGGCUUCUUAUAUCCCUGCUUAAUAUUUCCCCCUCAGUUCUAUGAGUUGUUACUUAAGAAAUUUUGAGGUUGUGCUUUCAGGAUCAUAUAUACCUCAUAUAUGUUUAUGAUGAGUACUAUAUAAUUUUAUGCUGUUCUUUCAUUGGUAUUAAUGUCUAUAUUUGUCCCUUGUAUUUUUUGACUUGAAAUCUUUUUUUGAUGGGUAUUAAGAUUGCUAUCUCAACUUUAUUUUGGUCCACAGUUGCCUGAUAUAUCUUUUUUCAUUCUUUUAUUUUUUACUUUUCUGUGUCUUUUUGCUUUGAAGUAUCUUUUGUUAGUUGCAUGUUAUUGAAUUUUAUUUUGUUUUUCUAAUCCAGGCUGAAUGUCUGUCUUUUUAACUGUGAGUUUUAACAUGUUUACAUUCAUUGUAAUUCCUACUAUAUUAAGAUUUACACCUGCCAUCUUCUCUCAUAUCUGUUGAGUAUGGUUAUAUGACCACAACCUCUGGGGUCCCAGCAAGAAUCCUAACGUCUAACAGCUCUGUAACCAAGACAGGUCCCCUAAAACUAAUCCCCACAAACCCAUCUAAAGGAAAACAGCAACAACAACAGUACCACCGCCUUUUAUAGCUCUCUAUCUGGAGUUUUGAGUUUGGAGCAUAAAGGAACUACUUUUGCGGGAGUAAUUUUCUGGGCUAGAACGGCAUACUAAAAAAUAAACUGACCCAGAUAUUAACCAAUAAAUGAUUAAAAUGACCCCAGUCUCUCCCAGUAGAAAAAUCUGCCUAAGACUAGGAGAUAAAGAUGGGAAAGCUCAGUAAACCUUCUUGGUCAGCAUCCAUGUUCUUAGAUACAGACAAUAAUAUAACCCAUUGCUUUCAGACUUUAAUAUCAUUUCUCUAGUCUUCUCAUUCACAGGUUAAAGCUACCUUUCCAGAUAUUUCAACUAAGUCACCAGUUUCCAAGGGCAUUUGCCACCUACGGAAAACAUCAGAUUCGAGUACACCAGAUGUCCUUGACAACUCAUCCCACCACAAAAUUUGCUCCACCAGCAGACAACAAAGGCAACCACUGUGUUUCUUUCCAUUACCAAGUAGAUAUAAUAUCCCCGCCAACAAGACAGAAUACACAAAGUGUCUCCUCGCAGUAUCACAACCAGUUGAGACCACGCUAAGAAAGUCAGCUUGCCUGGAGGAAGACCCCUUCUCUUCUUGGGUACACACAGUUUGAAGGAGAAACUCUGACCUGUGCCACUGAAAAGGACCACAAAUUUGGAACACUUCUCUUUUCCUUCCAGAACCCCCAAAAGACUCAGGGAUUUGAAGCACCCUGGGAGAUGGGAGUGAGGAGCAAAGUUGAAACACAGGAGGCUACUGGAGAGUGUUCAUCACCAAAACAAAAGAGUAAGUCUAAAGAAGAAGGCUUGGCAUCCUGAAGACAAGAUCUCACAAAGGAAUGCAAUGAAGGAAAGUCAGGAUGGCUACCAUGUCAACAAAAUUCACGCGUCCGGGACUUGCCAGGGCUCCAAAGCUGAUGCCCGCGGUGGCACCGACCGGAGAAUGGAUUGGGAUCCCGAGAUGCACGUGAAAAUGUGCAAGAAGAUCGCCCAGCUCACCAAGGUGAUUUACGCCCUCAACACCCGCCAGGAUGAAGCGGAGGCCAGCGUGGAGGCUCUGCGGGAAGCCCACCGGGAGGAGCUCCAGAAGGCCGUGGCGGAGACCGAGGCUAGGCUCCUGCGGGAACAGGGCCACGCAGAGGAGGAGGCCCUACUCCAGCGCAUUCGGGCCCUGGAGAACGCCUUGGAGCUGCAGAAGAGGCUGACCCAGGAGGCGCUGGCUCAGUCAGCCACGUGCAGGCUGGAGACCAAAGAGAGGGAGCUGAGGGUGGAGGCAGAGCACGCCGAGCGGGUCCUCACCCUCUCCAAGGAGAUGCUGGAGCUCAAGGCCGACUAUGAGAAGAGGCUCCGGCACCUGGCGAACCACGAGACGCCCCAGUGGGGCCAGCUUUCCCAGGAGGGCCCGGAGCCCAAGGGAGAGCCAGGCCACGGCCACGAGAUGCGGGACAUCCUCCUGGAGGUGGAGAGGCUGCGAGCGGAAAACCAGCAGCUGAGCAAAGACUACGCCAGGAAGGCUGAGGAGCUGCAGGCCACCUAUGAGCGGGACACCGAGGCCAUCCGGCAGGCCAUGCAGCAGUCCGUGAGUGAGGCCCUGUGGCAGUGGCAGGAGAAGGAGACGGACCUCCGCAAGAACUUCCAGGUCCAGGAGUCGGCCCUGCAGGCUCAGGUCAGGAAGCUAGAAGGAGAUCUGGAGCACAGGGGCCGCAAGAUAAGUGACCUGAAGAAGUAUGCCCAGAAGCUGAAGGAGAGGACUCAGGACCUAGAUGUGCAGCUCAAGGAGGCUCGGCAGGAGAACUCUGAGUUGAAAAGUACUGCAAAAAAACUCGGGGAGAAGCUGGCCAUUGCCAAAGACAGACUGAUGCUGCAGGAACGUCAUGUAACACCGAAAACCGAUGAAAUGAAGACAGAGCUAGUUGCAGAGAAUGAAGUCCUAGGGAAGGCGAAUGACCUGGAAGGCCACAGUCUCCAUCCUCAGCAGGACCCGAACUUUCCCAAGGAGUGUCCAUGUACCAAAGGAGGCCCAGAGAUACAGACCAAGAAAGAGGCAAGUAUUGAGACGGAAUAUAUGAAGAAGCAAUAUGAAGAAGACCUUCGUAAAAUCAAACAUCAGACAGAAGAGGAGAAGAAACAUCUCAAAGACCAGCUAGUGAAGCGCCUGGAAGACUUGGUAAAGAAGCACGCCAUAGAAAUCAAAUCGGUUCGCUCUUCGGUGGAGGCCGAGAGGAGGAAGCUGCAGAAGGAAGUAGAAGCACAGUUGGAGGAAGUGAAGAAGAAAUCAGAAAAUGAAAUCAAGCAGCUGGAAGAAGAAAAAGCAGCCCUAAAUGUGAAGCUCCAGAAUUCUCUGCUCGAGGUUUUAAGACUGGAAGAAUUUAUCCAACAGAAUAAGGUACAUCCCCGAAGAGGCAAAGAAAAGCCCCAGGAAUUGGACAGCCAGCGCUGUAGUAUUUUAGAGACCCAGGAUCCAUGCUCGAAGCUGAAUAAACCUCAGACCCCACCCAAAGGAGAAGAGUACCAGGAUAAGUUAGCAGCUGAAGAAGGAACCAGCAGUGAUGAAGAAGAAAGGAUCAAAGUGCCCCUCAAGGAAGGAGAUGGCCUGCAACCUCCACUGAGCUCUUUGCUGGAGGAGAAGGCACCCGACAUCCAGCGUCUGCAGGAGGAGUGGCAAAGCCAGAAGGCCAGAUUGCAAGCCCAGGUCUCCCAGAUGCAGCAGGCUCUGGAGCAGUGUGCCAGCAGCUACCGGGAGGACCUGCAGGAGCUCAGGCAACUCUCCGACCACGAAAGGGAGAAGCUGCAGCACGAGCUCCAGGAGACCGUUCAGCAGAACCAGGCCAUGAAAGCCCAGCUCGAGGCCUCCCACCAGCGAGCCUUGCGCAUGCUUGAGAAGGCCAAAAAUCAAGAACUCAAGGCCGCAGAGGAGCGCCUGAAGAAGGAAGCCAGCCACAGCCUGCAGAUCCAGCACCAGGCGCACCGGCUGGAGCUCCAGGCCCUGGAGGAAAAGGCCCGGCAGGAGCUCCAGGGAGAGCGGGAGAGGACGCAGGCUCAGCAGGCUCUCGUGUUAGAGUCCCUGAGGCAGGAGCUGUCAGAGCAGCGGGCCGCCUGCUCUGGGCACCAGAAAGACCUGGAGGUGCUGCAGGCCGAGCUGAGGGCUCUGGGCAGCUUGGGCAAGCCGCAGGCCACCGCCCAGUGUCCAGGGGACAGUGAGGACCGCACCGUCGCUACAGAGGACGCGGGCGGCCUGGGCCAGACGGGCUCCCCGAAGGGCGCCGCGGAGCCGGGUCCGAGCGAGGGCUGCGACCUCUGGGAGGAGAACUCGCAGCUCAAGGACGCAGUGCAGCGGCUGCGGGCCGAGGUGGAACAGCAUCAGCAGGAGGCGCUACAGCUCCGCGAGCAGCGCAGGCUGCUGGAGGAGGAUCAGCAAGCCCAACGGGCCCGGGAGGUGGAGAAGCUACGCCAGGAACACCGGAAGGAGAUGCAGGCCAUGGUGGCGGAUUUCAGCAGUGCACAAGCCAGGCUCCAGGCCCGGCUGGCUGCCCUGGAAACUGAACUGAAGGAUUCCGGAGAGAAACCAGGGAAGGGGGCGUCCAGGCCAGAGGACGUUCAGCUCAUAGGCCGCCUGCAGACCCGCCUGAAGGAGAGAGAGGAGAUCAUCAAGCAGCUCAUGGAGGAGAGAAGAUUUCACUGCGCAGCCUUCCCCAGCGCCGUGUCCCAUCGGAACCGGUCUUUCUCUUUCAACCCUCACCCAGGAUACUUGACCCCCUCCAUGAAGAAAAAGAAGCUGGAGGAAGUGCCCAGCCGAGUGGUCAGUGUGCCAAACCUGGCCUCCUAUGCAAAGAACUUUCUGAGUGGUGAUCUGAGCUCCAGGAUCAACGCCCCUCCAAUAACGAAGUCACCCAGCUUGGACCCAAGCCCUGGCUGUGGCCAGCCUUACAAACCCACCCAGGCUCUAGAUGUGAAAACUGCCACAAGGACACAAGAUGGUGAAACAGCCCAACCCAAAGAAGUCCAGCAGAAACAGGGUUCUGCCCACCAGGAAUGGUUUACCAAGUAUUUCUCUUUCUAAACUGAGUCUCAGGAUUCCAUCACAAAGAGGACACCUGAA